Molecule: messenger RNA, 753 nt
Organism: Schizophyllum commune H4-8
Lineage: Eukaryota; Fungi; Basidiomycota; Agaricomycetes; Agaricales; Schizophyllaceae
Exons: 2
Coding region: 76-711 (211 amino acids)
Source: RefSeq, a predicted model, not a curated record
AGAUCUUAUGACGCUACUUGCGUGGCCCUUGGAGAGAAUUUCGCUGUCUUGGGUGAAGGACGCGGUGUAGUUGUCAUGAAUUUGACCACUCAUGAGCAGCAAGUUUUACUGCACGACAUGGAAAUGCCAUCAAAGGCGGGCCUGCGAUAUCGAGGCCGCGUACAAGUCGUCGGUCACCAUAUCUUGUUUGCAGCUCGUAGAGGACCGCGGCAUCCGCUUCAGGUGUCCACUUUCUCUACAGACGGCUCAGGUAACGUCGUCACGGGCGAUGAGGAGCUUGUCCACCGUGGCACCGUCACCUUCGACCAGGACGACAGGGUCUUCUACCCCCGCCUCAUGACACCAGAAGAACAACUGGUUAUCUUUGCGCGCAAUCACAAGGACGCUUCCAAUCCCGCCUGGCGCACCUGGACAUACUACAGGCACGGCAUUGAGUACAACGAGAACGAGCGCAUCCGCUUUGUCAAUGUCAGAGAGCCGAGGCCUGACGAGUAUGUCUGCGUCGAGGCUUUGAAGAGUCGCCGAGACGUCCGCGACCUUCUAGGUUAUUAUCGGAAUGGGCAGGGCAGCGACGUUGCGUUGGCCCGUCCGCCCAUUUCCAAGAAGCUGAGGCUCCCGGCGCAUAAGGAAGCUGGAUCGUUCGACCUGAUUUCAGGUCGCUUGGCAAUUAUGAGAAAGGGCGGAGUGCUUGUGGUAGCAGACUAUGUAUGAGCUGUAUUUCCUGUGUAUAUCCGCGUGUUUGAGAGAUAUCGC